AUGUUCAAAUCCUACGGGAAAGUUGAUGAGCAUGAGCAAAUGGUGUUGGAAGCAAGGAAGAAAACCAGAAAGAGAAUCACAAUCAUAGGAUUGUCCUCGAUUGUUUUAGCAGCCGUUGUUUUUGCUGCUGUGUUUGGCAUUCGUGGCACCAACUCUUCAGAAGGUGCCAAUGAUGCUCACACUGUGACAGAUUCAGUGAAGGCUGUUUGUGAUGUGACAUUGUACAAGGAUUCGUGCUACAGCAGCCUUGGUUCUGCUGUGAACUCAAACCAGGUUCAGCCUCAGGAGUUGUUCCUGCUGUCAAAGAAGGUUGCCUUAUCUGAAGUGUCCAAAGCUGUUGAAUAUUUCAGUGAUCAUGAUCAUGGAGCUUUCAAAGGGGUGGUUGUGAAGAACAGCAGGACCAAGGAGGCUAUGAAAAAUUGCAGGGAGCUUUUGGGUCUUGCGGUUGAUCAUCUGAAUAGCUCUUUGACAUCAGGGGAAAACUUUUCGCUUAAAGUUUUUGAGGAUCUUCAAACAUGGUUAAGUGCUGCAGGUACAUAUCUGCAUACUUGUAUCGAAGGCUUUGAAGAUGAAAAAGAAGCAAUUAAGACAAGUGUAGUAAGCUAUCUUAAAAAUUCUACACAGUUUACCAGUAACAGUCUUGCCAUCGUUACCUGGAUCAACAAGGCUACAACCAAACUGAACCUUAGGCGCUUACUGAGUUUACCUCAUCACAAUGAAGCACCAGCAUGGCUUCCUUCAAAAGAUAGGAGACUCCUUCUGACAGAGGAUUUGAGGAAGAAAGCUGACAUUGUUGUGGCCAAAGAUGGCAGUGGGAAAUAUAAGAAAAUUUCUGAUGCACUUAAACAUGUUCCUGAUAAGAGCAACAAGAGGACUGUAAUCUAUGUGAAAAAAGGGAUUUACUAUGAAAAUGUGAGGGUUGAGAAGACCAAAUGGAAUGUGAUGAUGAUUGGUGAUGGAAUGACUUCUAGUAUUGUAUCUGCCAACCUUAAUUUUGUGGAUGGCACACCAACUUUUUCAACAGCAACAUUUGCUGUAUUUGGAAGGAAUUUCAUUGCUAGAGAUAUGGGUUUUAGGAACAGUGCUGGUCCACAGAAGCAUCAAGCAGUAGCACUAAUGACAAGUGCUGAUCAAGCAGUUUACUAUAGGUGCCACAUUGAUGCAUAUCAGGAUAGUCUCUAUGCUCAUUCCAACCGUCAAUUCUACAGAGAAUGUAACAUCUAUGGCACGGUUGAUUUCAUCUUUGGAAAUUCUGCAGUUGUGAUCCAAAACUGUAAUAUUAGGCCAAAGUUACCAAUGCAUGGCCAGCAAAACACAAUCACAGCUCAGGGAAAAACUGACCCUAACAUGAACACUGGGAUUUCCAUUCAGAACUGCAACAUUUCACCCUUUGGUAACUUGAGUUCUGUGGAGACAUAUCUUGGAAGACCCUGGAAGAAUUACUCAACCACAGUGUACAUGAAAUCCAGAAUGGAAGGUUUUGUGAACCCCAAAGGCUGGUUACCAUGGACAGGGAACUCAGCUCCAGACACCAUUUUCUAUGCAGAAUUUCACAAUGUUGGACCAGGUGCUUCAACAAAGAAUAGGGUGAAGUGGAAGGGUUUGAGAACCAUUACAAGUGAACAAGCCAGCAAGUUUACUAUCAAAGGUUUUCUACAGGGAGAUAAAUGGAUUUCUGCAGCAGGUGCCCCAUUUAAGUCUGAUCUAUGACAACAGCCAUAAUAUGCAAUUUGCAAAGCUCCCUUUGUCAAAAUUGUUUCCCCUUUUGGAUCAUUUUCCCUUUCCCUUGAUCUUCUUGAUUUGUAUUAUUAAUUUGAAAGUGAAUAACGAUUCUUUUCAUUUGACUAUUCUUUUUAUUCAUGCAUAGUUUGCACCAAUCUCUGUCCCUUCUCUCAAUUUUGUUUCACUUGGAGACAGGCAUGGAUUAUAAAAGAGAUCAAUAUUCUGAGAUUUUUCUUUUCAACUAGG
Molecule: messenger RNA, 1968 nt
Organism: Vigna angularis (adzuki bean)
Lineage: Eukaryota; Viridiplantae; Streptophyta; Magnoliopsida; Fabales; Fabaceae
Product: probable pectinesterase/pectinesterase inhibitor 46
Exons: 3
Coding region: 1-1710 (569 amino acids)
Biological process (GO): cell wall modification
Molecular function (GO): pectinesterase activity; pectinesterase inhibitor activity
Source: RefSeq, a predicted model, not a curated record